CCGAUCAUCUUCUUCUCCGAGUCGAGCGCACCAUAUUGGCGAAGAACAAACCCUAAACCUGCGAUCACCAUUAACACCCUUAACAGGCGAUUAAUUGCUUCGCUUCAAUGAACACCAGCGCCAUCUCCGCCGCUACCACCACCAACUGUCCUCAGAGCCAGCUGAAAAGUGAGAAACCCCAAAAACCUCCUUUUCGACCUGCAAAAGAUGACACCAAGCCUGUCCUUCAAGACCCAAUUUUGAGAUCCGACCCGAUUGAGACUGAGGAAGCAGUGUUGAGGUUGCCUCCAUUUCCGAUCCUCAGAUCAUCAAAAUGAAAAUCUUCAUGGAAAUGCAGCUUCAUGAAUUACUGGGUUCUUUUCAUUCUCUUUUAGCUUUCCAUUUUACUGGGUUCUUGCUUGGAUUGUGGUUCAUGUGCUUGAGUUUUUGUAUGAAGAAAUCUAAAAUUUUUGUCUGGUAUAUAUUAAGUAAUUAAAGUGACAAUUACAAAUUCAUGUAUAAAGCUCUUCGAAGAUGAAUUCUUGUUUGCCCA
Carica papaya (papaya) is the source of this 532-nucleotide messenger RNA. RefSeq lists its product as uncharacterized. The record is from RefSeq and is a predicted model, not a curated record. Lineage: Eukaryota; Viridiplantae; Streptophyta; Magnoliopsida; Brassicales; Caricaceae.